AUGUGCCUGGGUCCAGGAGGGUCCGCGGCCUCUAGAGCAUGGGGUGAAGGGGCUAAGGCCGAUAAUCAGCAAUGGGCUCGGUUUGCCGAGUCGUGGUGGAAGGCGUUCCACAGACGGAGGCCUGUGACCGCCUCUAAGGCGGCAACUAGUCGAAGGUCGCGAGAGGAGGAGGAGGAGGACGUAUCAACAGAUGACAUUGACUGGAGUGAAGAGCCUACCCUGCCGGCAGUCCCCCCGAUGCAGCUCGCACCGGCUCAACACGCCACUGCCUCUCUCAAGACUGUACCGUGGCACAGCAGCAGCAGUAGCAAGCCGCCGGUGCACCCAACAGUGGCGCGACAUGAAGGCCACCUGGAAGAGGAGCCUUCUGUGAAGAAGUCAGUGUCAACCUCCCUUACUCCGUUCUCGAAGGCAGAGAGCCCGGCCGGCACACUGCGUCGGUCCUUUUCCGCUGUGGGAGUCACGAAGAGCCCGACGGCGAAGGUGGCGACCUCCCAGCCACUGACGCCGCUGCAGGCCUUCUCACUAGCCUCUACGCCUGUUAUCCUGACGCCUCAGCAGGAGUAUCGUACCCAAGAUGCUACCGAUUCGGACGUUGAACUCUGCGGAGAGUUUUCCCAGAGCGGAGACGGUACGGUAUACGAGCCCUCCUCGGCCUCUCUCGAGUUCGAUGAUGAAGAGCCGUUCAGUGAGCGCCCUCCCCACGAGGAAAGUCUCGGCUGUGUCUAG
Molecule: messenger RNA, 729 nt
Organism: Perkinsus marinus ATCC 50983
Lineage: Eukaryota; Perkinsozoa; Perkinsida; Perkinsidae
Exons: 6
Coding region: 1-729 (242 amino acids)
Source: RefSeq, a predicted model, not a curated record